This is a messenger RNA of Penicillium alfredii, 1155 nucleotides long. RefSeq names its product non-structural maintenance of chromosomes element 1 family protein. Gene Ontology annotation, molecular function: ubiquitin-protein transferase activity. The record is from RefSeq and is a predicted model, not a curated record. Gene Ontology annotation, biological process: DNA damage tolerance; double-strand break repair via homologous recombination. The coding region runs from base 1 to 1155 and encodes 384 amino acids. Lineage: Eukaryota; Fungi; Ascomycota; Eurotiomycetes; Eurotiales; Aspergillaceae. Gene Ontology annotation, cellular component: nucleus; Smc5-Smc6 complex. The transcript has 3 exons.
AUGGUUGCUGGGCUGUCAUCUGCGGGCCUUGGCAUUUGGCGAUUUACGCGAGGCGCGUCUCCGCGAUCCCACUUCACUGUCGAGAAGCACGCAGAAGCCGAGCACCGCCCACGAAAUUCUGAAUCGCGUGCCGAUCAAGCUGCUGGAGCGGCAAGUCCAGCAGCAAUGGAUAUAGACUACAAUGACAGCAACCGCGCUUUUCUGCAGGCCUUCAUGGCGCGCUCAUCCAUGACCUUCGAAGAGGCUCGGCCUAUUGUGGCAGCCAUUUCCUCAGUUCGGGAGGGCCAGACAAUCAACCCAGAAGAUGUUACUACCGAGGACCUGGCCUCGUAUAUUUCCAUCGCCAACUCCGCCAUAUCGCCCUUUGAUUUGGAAAUCCGCAGCACACUGCGCCAGAAGCCCCAACCAGCCCAACAAGACCCGGCGAGUACCCCGCCGGAGCGGGUGUAUGCGCUCGUUAACACGACGAGUGACCCGGUGACGCAGCUCGCGACGACCUACACCGCCGACGAGAUUGCCUUCGUGAAGCGCGUGCUCGACUACAUGUUCGACACGAAUAAUACAUGGCGUUGUGAAGCGAUGGUCAUCUCGGUCAUGCAAGCCAUCCAGCUGGCAAAGGUUUCUGCUGGAGAUGGCAGUCGUCGACGAUCUACGAAUAUUGAAACGCAGCAGGGCCAGGGUGGUUCCACGCAGUCCCUGAGCAUGACACAGGCGGAAGGCAUGGUCAAGCGUCUUAUUGACGAAGGCUGGUUGGAAAAGAGCAGGAAGAUGUACUUGAGUCUGACACCGCGGGCCCUGAUGGAGCUACGGGGCUGGUUGGUCUCGGAGUACAAUGAAGUCAUUGAUGGCCGAAAGAUGGAGCGGAUCAAGUUUUGCUCCGCGUGCAAAGAUAUCAUCGUUGUGGGCCAACGCUGUGAAGAUCGGCAUUGCAGAGGCAGACUCCAUGACCACUGCGUGCGGAAUUUCUUUCGCAUGCAGCAAGCAGACCGAUGCCCCAUGUGCAAGACACACUGGCCCGGAGACACGUUCGUGGGUGAGAGAGCCAUCACUUCGGCGCGAAGACGGAGUACCAAUGCCCAGCGAGAGCCCGAGAUCCCGCCGAGUGCGUCCCAUCGUCACGAAGACAUUCCCGAAGAUGACGAGGAUGAAGGAUGA